AUGUCACCCGGUGGGGAGACGGAAGACGCGUUUGUUUCUCAAGCUGGAGGCAUCAACCCAGCCAACAAAGCUGCAACGUCUGGAAGCUCCAUGAACCACGGGGCUCGUCAUGGUUUCAAAUCCAGACUGCUGCAAAAGUUUCAGAGCUACCUAGCGAAACGUAUUGGACGUGGUAGAAAGGAGAUGGGGUAUCAACUACACCUGUCAACUGCAGAACUUUCUUCCCCUGCCGUGCAAUUCAAGACAAUGUCGCAUAAAGUUAAAAACUUCAUGGGAUUUACCACUCUGAACACCGCUAUUGUAGCCAUAGAGAGUGUUAGGCAUGGGAAUACUCUUGCAACAGACGAAAUGCCCGAAGAAUACAGUCAUUUCAAACAGGAUUUGCCCAUGGAAGGCCAUGAGGACUUUGAUGCCCAGAACCCAACAACUGACUCCAUCUUAAACGAAACAGUUAUUCGCCCCCUGCGAAUGAAUCCGGUAACAAGUGAAGAAGAGCUCAAGGAGCUUGAUGUCACUGACGAGUACAGCAACACGUCCCAUAUCGAUGAACCGCUUGAACGGUCAGAAUCUCCCCCGAUGUACAUCAUGUCCACCGUUGCCACGGUUGAUGAAGAUGAGGAAAGGGGUAGUUCGCGAGGAAGCACAAUUUACAGUCGGAAGGAAGCUGAUGACCGCAGCUCUACCACUUCUGUUAGUAUUUCAUCUUUGCCUCUAUUCACCCCGCUGGGUCUGUCGGUGGCCUGGAGGGGACUGGGUCUGUCUCUGGACGUUGAAAGCCUAGUUCCUCGUUCACCCUAUCGCAUGGGCAGGGAACGCCGCUAUGGCUGGAUCGAAGGACAGCCGUUUCACGUUUAA
Paracoccidioides lutzii Pb01 is the source of this 855-nucleotide messenger RNA. RefSeq lists its product as hypothetical. The coding region runs from base 1 to 855 and encodes 284 amino acids. The record is from RefSeq and is a predicted model, not a curated record. The transcript is spliced from 3 exons.